This is a messenger RNA of Alosa alosa (allis shad), 5891 nucleotides long. It is a transcript of the gene mlh3, whose product is annotated as mutL homolog 3 (E. coli). The coding region runs from base 465 to 3974 and encodes 1169 amino acids. The transcript has 11 exons. NCBI's taxonomy places the organism in Eukaryota, Metazoa, Chordata, Actinopteri, Clupeiformes, Clupeidae. Gene Ontology annotation, cellular component: mismatch repair complex. The record is from RefSeq and is a predicted model, not a curated record. Gene Ontology annotation, molecular function: mismatched DNA binding; ATP binding; ATP hydrolysis activity. Gene Ontology annotation, biological process: mismatch repair.
ACCGCCUUCACGCAGCCUUCUGGACAUAUCUCGGAACUUUGUGCAAGACGUCAGAAGUAGGCUACUUCGUUUAUCCGUGGUUAAUUCUGAAAGACAAAGAUUCAGAUUCAUUGCAAGCUUUCUGAAAAGCAUAUUUGCAAUCACCAGCCUUAGCUGUAACUAUCAGGCUACCCUUAGCAAGUUGACUACCCCAGCUAAAGUCAACACCUGUGGGCAAAGUUAAUGUUGCUUUCUGGGCAAACGUCAGCUGGUUAACGUUAAAAAUCGGAGCAUUUUUGGUUUAAAACAUAGAGAUAAAUGUUUGAGGCAUCAACGUUAAUUGUGCCGUCUUGCCGUUACCCAUAUGAACAUUAACGGUUCAUAGAUUAUAUUGGGGAAAAUAGCUGACUGAUAUAUCUCUUUAAUAAGAAACUGUUAGGCUAUUCAUAUUGCCGUUGUAUCGCAGUGUUUUGUCCGCUUCCGCCAUGAUUAAGUACUUGCCUGAUGAAGUGAAGGCAAAGCUUCGUUCAGGCAUUGCUAUUUGUUCUCUUCAGCAGUGUGUUGAGGAACUUGUUCUCAAUAGUAUUGAUGCCAGCGCAACCUGUGUGGCAGUGAAGGUGGAUGUAGAGGCUUGCAAGUUGCAGGUAGUCGACAAUGGCCUAGGGAUAGACAGAGAAGAUUUUGAUAGAGUAGGGAACAGAUAUAACACUAGCAAAUGCAGCUGUUUGGAGGACUUGGAGAAUCUGAGAUUUUAUGGGUUUAGAGGAGAGGCUAUGGCAAGCAUCAUCUCUCUUUCUGGUUUGGUAGAAAUAUCAUCCAGGACUAAGCUUUCCACAAAGACAUUUGUUAAGGUCUUCAACAGUGGACAGAGUGUGGGUGUAUGUGAGGCAGAGACAGCCAGACCAUCUGCAGGUACAACAGUUACAAUUUGCAACUUCUUUUGCAAUAUGCCUGUAAGGAAGAAAUGUCUUGACCCUGUGCUGGAGAUGGAAAGAAUCAGACAAAGGAUUGAAGCCAUCUCUCUCAUGCACCCGUCUGUCUCCUUCACAAUGAAGAAGGAAUGUACAGGAGCCAUGCUAGUGCAGUUGUCUAAAGUAAAAAGUAUAUAUUAUCGGUUUGCUCAGAUUCAUGGCCUAGGGAGGGCACAAAAACUUCGUGAAGUUACACAUUUGUAUGGACAGUUUGAAAUUACAGGACACAUUGGCUGUGAGGGUCACCAUAACAAUAAUCUACAAUUUCUGUUUCUAAAUAGAAGGCUUAUACUAAAAACAUGUAUACACAAAUUACUGAAGUGUAUCCUCUCCAAAUGUGCAACCUUCAAUAAGCAAUGUAGCAGUCCCAUUGUCUCUCAGGUUGCUUCCAGCCCUAAAGAGCGUGUUGGAGGAGAGCUUCAUGGAGUGUAUGUGAUCAACAUCAACUGCAGUUAUUCAGAGUAUGAUGUGUGUUUGGAGCCAGCUAAAACACUCAUUGAGUUUAAAGACUGGGACAGUCUCCUGUAUUGCAUGGAGGAGGGUGUCAAAACAUUUCUGAAAAGAGAGAGUCUACUUGAGACUAUGCCUGAACCUGAAGCCUCUCAGGGCUGUUUGAUCCCUCCUUUGUUUUGUCAACAGUCAGCUUUUUCUGACAUUGGAAACAGCAAUCAGCUUGUCUGCAGUGACUUCGUCAGGGGGAAGACACUGGCUUCAAAGUCUGUCCUCCGAAGAAUUGCUGUGGAUUUUACAAAAAUGAGCGGAAGUUCUCCGCCGUGUGACAAGGAUUCCACAGAAUGUGAAAUGGAUGCUAAAGUGGCAAUAGCAACCAAACUUGAACUGGCUUUUGAGACAUCAUCUCAAGAAGGAAACACUGUAUUACUGAAUCAUUCAAAUCUGCAAGAUAAGCAAUGGAACGUAUCAAAUUCAGUGUCUGUUAAUUGUGAAGAUGCUAUCAACGAUAGCGUUACACAUUUUGACCAUGAAUACAAAGCACUUAAUGUAAAUUUUCAAAAGUGUAAGGCUAACAAAGUAAAUGGAACAGAAAUGACCAACAGCUCAAGCCAAAUUUGCAGGCAGCCUUUCACUGCCGACAUUGCACCUUUGAUUCUAGAAGUCACACCUAGUCACAAAUUGGCUGUGUCAUAUGUAGCUAGCCCUCUAAGCAAAUUUAGAAGAUUGUCUGGUGAGCUAGAUGAAACAGAACAUCAGCCUCGAGAUGUAUGUAGCAAUCACAUGACCUUUGUCAGUGAGACAGCCUUGGCAGUCAAACAGGACGCACAUGUUGCAAACCUUUUAUUUCCUGAGAGAAAGCAACACAAGACGGACAACUCCCUAACUUUUGUAGGUAGUGUGUCAAAACUACACACAUUUUCAGGUUGUAGAUUAAACAACAGAAGAAAAGUAUCUGUCGCCACCAAGCUUUCUAAUUUGAAACAGGCAAAGAUAGAAAGCUGUGAUUCUACUACGGAGAAUGUUCUUAAUGUCAUCAGAAAUAAAGAUAUCUGUAACUGGAAACAAUUGGCACAUUCUUCAAUACAAAACGUGGACCAUGGAGAGCAAGCUUUGGAUAAUACCCCUCUGCGUCCCAUUCUUCCUUAUUGUGUGGAAGAUUCCCCUUCCACUCCUAGAUAUGAUUAUAAAACCUCAGAAAACCCUGACCUGUCUUAUUCAUUAUUAAGGCCCUAUCAUACUGGUUCCUCCACUAAUACCCAUAACUUUCCAACAACAGCACCAACCCCAACCAUUGUGGAACUGAACCCCAUAGAUUUGUGCAUUCCCUCAACAAUUUCCCCUACUGAUAAGCUCAAGAAUUAUGAGAUCCUCCUUCCAAGAGCUGCCAACUCAAAAGGAUAUCACACAGAUGAAUCACAGCAGAGAAAUGUACAGAUCCCAACAUCAGACAACUGGCGGGCACACUAUGAUUACUUUGCUGGGAAAAUGGUUUACAUCAACAAAGUAACAGGACUAAGCAAAUAUGAUACUCUGUCAGAGGAAGAGACAAAAGUGUCCUGCAUGCCUGAUGUCACCAACGCUGCUGUCCGUGUGCUUCAGAGAAGAGUUGACACUGAAGCAACCGAUGGCCUUUCACGACUGUUCGCCGCAUGGAAGAAUCCAGUCUUCAUACAGCCACUAGAUGUGGCUUUGGAUGUAACCAGUGGAGUGGCAGACCAUCUACCUGUGCCAGUACACAACAUAAUGUUACCAUAUCGUUUUACCAAGGAUAUGAUCACUUCCAUGAAGGUCAUUCAUCAAGUGGACAAAAAAUUCCUAGCUUGUCUUGUCAACACAGGAAACCAGAAAAUGUGUUUCAACAAUAAACCAAAAGUUCAUCUAGCAAAUCUUCUGGUGUUGGUGGACCAGCAUGCAGCUCAUGAGAGAGUUCGGUUAGAGGGUCUUGUGGCAGAGUCAUAUGAGGAUGAUCCUCUGCAGCUAGGCCAAAAGAAGCUAUGUUCCUCUGUUGUGUCACCACCCCUGGAAGUGGACAUCAGGCAGGAAGACCUCAGACUUCUUAAAUCCUGCCAGCCUCUUCUCAGCUCUCUGGGACUGGAUAUGGAAUUUCCUCACAGUGACAAGUCGUGUGUGUUAUUGCGGAAAGUUCCUGCAUGUUUUCUGGAGAGAGAAAACACCAAGUUGCGCCGUGGUAGACUCUCUGUGGUCAAGUCUCUAGUAGAGGAGUAUCUCCGAGAGCAGAUUAAGUCGCUGCGUUUGACAAGAAGACUACAGACCACCCUACCACUAACAGUACAUAAUGUACUAGCAUCUCAGGCCUGUCAUGGAGCAAUCAAAUUUAACCAUAGUCUAAGUCAGGAAGAAUGUCGUAGUCUGGUGAGAUCCCUUGCAGCCUGCCAGCUACCAUUCCAAUGUGCUCAUGGACGGCCUUCCAUUACCCCAGUCGUGGACCUCCAGUACCUGGACAAUGAGCAAAUGGAUACUUCAAAACCCAAUCUACGGAAAUUGAAGAGAAUGUACAAUGCUUGGCUUAUUUAUGGGAAAAAAAGAUCAGGGGAAGAAAAAUAUGUAUAGCUCAUGCUGAAACAUUUAUUUAUGGUAUGAAAUGUAUUAAGCUCUUUAUAUUCAUGUCUAUUCAUGUGUGAAGUAUUCACAAUAUUGGAUGUCUAUUUCUGACUAAACAUUGUUUCUUAAAUAUUUCGGUUGUCUUUGAUCCUUUAUUAUAUGUUUUAUUUGGCAGAUUUGUUGAAAUAAAGCAAGGACAUUUUCUGUGCGUAAAGUUACACCGCCCAUAAAUCAGUUUGUAAAGGCAAUGUCAUUUUUACUUUUUUAGGACUUUUAUUAACCGUUCUUCUAUAAUGCUCUAACCGGUUACCAUUUAGAGCAGUGUUUCCCAAACUUUUUUUCUGGGGACCCACUUUUUAAAAAUGACAGACCAUCGCGACCCAUUUCACUUCAGAUCUAACAUGCAACCACCAAUAUUGUUUUAGACCACAUGUUCUCAAACUUUUCUUGGGGAUAUUCUUGCAUGCUACGCAGUCGUCACUCUUCAGCAUAAGCUGUUCCUGUAUUUCUAAAGAGAGAUGUUGUAGGCUACGUUGCUUUGCAGACAAAUGGAUCCAUAACACCGUCAAUUCCUAUGCAAACAUAGCAAAUAACUCAAGUCGUUUUAUUGUAGCCUAUUUGUGGAGGUUUCUUUUUUUGGAAAGUUGAAUCCGCAUUUUCCUCUGGAACGUUUGGCGCAAAUUGAAUAGCCAUGUCCGGCAUAUGGAUGUCUGCUUUAGUUGACUAGAUUUUAAUCAGUGAAGUUGAAGGGCUGGUGUCCGUUAAUGUUCGUGCAAAUAGGCUGAUUCAUGUCCCUUGCAUUUUGCAACUGCGAGGUCCAUGGCAGGCGCCCUACAGAAAUGUUUCAUUUUGCGAGUGAGAUGUCCACAUUGUCCCCUCUGCGAUGCGUUCGCCCCCCAGUUUCAGAGCUAUUCUAAAUGCAAAAUUGCACAGAGGGCCCCGACUGUGGUAAACAGACUAUAUCCUAAUAGAAAACUGAUAGCUUUCCUGGAUAAAUGGUAUAAGUUAGGUCUAUUAGACCAGUGUUUCCCAAAGACGGGUGGGUCGCAGGAGAUUUUAUUUGGGUCGCCAGCACCAUGUCUAAUAGGCCUAACUUAUACCAUUUAGCCAGGAAAGCUAUAAAAAAAAAUCGAGUUCCUACACUAUUUAUCUACACGUUCAUUCACAGGGGUCUUCAUCUUGAAAAAUGGGCUUUAAGUGUUAAAAAUUAUUGCAGUUUCAAUAUACAAGAUAUGCUGUAGCACAGUGGUUAGAGGAGCGAGCUUUGAUCUAAGGAUCAUUGGUUCAAAUUCAGCAGCAAUCAUUCUGCCCAUGUUAGUUUUGCACUGGAUAUUUAAAUGCCAACACAAAAGGUUGUAAAAGUAGCCAAAUAAGAGUUUGUUAGUGUGUGUCUAGGCCUACAGUUUAAGUGCAUUUAUAUUGGUAGCUAUAGUGAGGUAGGACUAGGCUAUUUGCUGAUUAUGGGUUGGUUGUGUUGCUUGGGCGGUGGCGAUUAAAACACAAUAAUUCACAAAGCUGUCUUCUUUUAAUGUAGGUAAAGGCUUACUUCAAGUCGGGACAGGAUAGGUCUAUUUGAGUCUAUGUGCGUGUGGAAACCAUUAUUAUUAUUCCAUUCUCACAGUUUUAUAUGGGCUUAUCAUGGUAAAGUAGCUUAUUAUCAGUUGGAUUUAUUUUUAAGGCAGUGCUUCACGUGUGCGUGCAUGAAAGUGAGAGAGGCAGACGGAAAAGUCCGGCAGAGUAACAUCAGUUGAACUUGUUACAGUUAGCCGUGGAAUGAAAGGGCUUUUUCGUAAUGUUUGCUAAGCCUAUAGGAGCACUGUUUUCCUAAACUGCAUUAAAACGUGAUCCCUAUAUGAGGCGUUCCUGACUGUAACGUCAAAGAUAGCAAUUUGAGGGUUGCCUCAGGUACAAGGAUACAAGGAUACA